UUCUCGUGCAACGGAGAAAAUUGGCAUGAAGAUCAUACAACCGCAGCAGCAGGAGACACCGCGCGCCUCAGUAGACUCAGAAGAUGGCGACAACGGCUGGGGGUCUUCCAAUGUGUUGAUUCAUCAGGAGCGUCAUUCAGCAACUACUAGUACAUUAUCCCUAGGAGCUCAACAGAAGGACGAGAAGAAAAGGAAGCAAUCCGCAAGAGGGCAAGACAAUGGAUGGGGCUCCUCGAAUGUGAUGCAUCAUUCAGCAAC
Messenger RNA from Amoebophrya sp. A25, 258 nucleotides. The record is from the annotation of a GenBank genome assembly. NCBI's taxonomy places the organism in Eukaryota, Dinophyceae, Syndiniales, Amoebophryaceae.